UAUAUUGUCGAACACAACCUAGAAUGUUGCUGCUCUUUUCCCUCAUUCACGUUGUUUUCUUUGCAUAAUAAUAAAAAUGGGUAACGCUGCAGCAAAAGUGGAAGCGAAGCCGGAAGAGAAAAAGAAAUUAAAACCUUGCUGCGCCUGUCCUGAAACCAAGAAAGCGAGAGACACAUGUAUCAUAGAAAAAGGCGAGGAAAAUUGCGGAGAUCUUAUAGAAGCGCAUAAAACUUGUAUGAGGUCAAUGGGAUUCAAUAUAUAAUGAAGAUACAGGAAAAUAAAUAUUUGUUACCAAGAUAUUUGCUAUCAAGAUCUACAAGGAACUUGUGAGAAUGCUUAGAUCUUAAUAGACAUAUAUAUAUAUUUAUGUAUACAUGUCUUUGUAAAUAAUUUUCUUUCUAUGAUAGAAUUUAUAGUGAAAUAAAAAUGAGUAUUAUGUUUCUCAGUGGA
Molecule: messenger RNA, 450 nt
Organism: Nylanderia fulva
Lineage: Eukaryota; Metazoa; Arthropoda; Insecta; Hymenoptera; Formicidae
Gene: Cox17
Product: Cytochrome c oxidase copper chaperone COX17
Biological process (GO): mitochondrial respiratory chain complex IV assembly
Cellular component (GO): mitochondrial intermembrane space
Molecular function (GO): copper chaperone activity; copper ion binding
Source: RefSeq, a predicted model, not a curated record